UUAUUUUCAUACCAGCUGUUUGGGAGGGGGGGGCUGGUGGAUUGGUCCGAAUGGCUUGUGUGUUUUUUAGUCGACGCUUUUUGAGAUAAAGCCGAGAAGACACGGGUGAGGACAUGACUCCGACGCAGAAGCAGAGGGUGCUCCUGUUUUUGGGCCUGUUCUUCGGGGCGAUUGGGUUUCUGCUGACGCUGCUCUCCUUCGGGACCGAGUACUGGCUGCUGGCCGCCGAGUCCUGCAGCCGGCCGGACGACGGCCACGGAGGAAGUGGUCUGAGGGAGGGAAAGGCCACAGCCAAGGCCACAGAUGACGUGAAGAUCUUCCACGAGGGCCUGUUCUGGCGCUGCUCCUUCAUGGCCGUCUCCCACGAGUACUCCAUAUGGGACCUCUGGAUCUCGAAGCAGCCGCUGUCAAAGGUCUGCCGGACCGCUUUCCUCUUCCCGUUCCCUGUGAACGAGCCGGUGCAGCUGCUGGUGGAGAAAGACCAUUUGGAGCCGUACGAGCAUCACUCUGCCAUCGUGUUUAGGACCUUCUGGAGCAUCUUCCUGGUCGUGGGAGUGGCGGCGAUCACCAUCGGUGGAUUUGUUGUCAUCUGCGCCGGCCCGGUCUCCCACUACAGACUGUAUAAAGUGGGAGGGGGUCUUCAGCUCUGUGGCGGUGGGUGUCUGCUGGCCGUCAUGGUGAUGUACCUGAUGUGGAUCCAGGUCCUGGACACUCUGGAGCAGUUCACCCUCCACCAGAGGGUCUCGAACUGCCCCUCCUUCCACCUGAGCGUGCAGCACGGCCCCUCGUUCCUCCUGGCCCCCGCCGCCGUCUUCUUCUGCCUGCUGGCCGGCCUGCUUUUCGUCAUGGUCGGCCGGAGCAUCCAGAGGGCGGAGGAGGAGAUGAAGGACGGAAAGCCCGAGCCUUCCACCACUGACCUGUGAUGACAUGAUAGAGGGCCCGGUGUGUUCAGGGUCCUACGUACGUCCUACGUAUUCAACAGACUUGUUGGCAUAGAGCUGAAAGCUUAAGCUUAAACUAAUUUAAGUGAUUUGUGUCUCUGGAGGCUGAUGCUUCUUUAUUAACAGAGUGUGACUUUUUAGUUAGACAUUUUAACUUUUAAAAAAAAAAAAGAAAGGAAGCUCUGUGUCCACCUACACAAAUCAGUGCCUGUGUUGCAGCUUUUGGCCGUCACAUUGCGAUUUCUGAAAAAGAAAAGUUUUUUUUACAUUAGAUUUGUUUUACUAAAAGUCGGUUUCUGUCGUCUGUUGUUCACGUCUCCGCUUAAAGGUUUUAACAACGUAAACCAAGUCCCACGUGUCCACAGAAUGUGUGUCUUUAAAGCUCGAAAUGCCUUCAAAGCGUUUUAAUGAGCUGUGUGUGGCCACGCCCCCUUUUUUUCUGCCAGUGCCAUGCCUCGCCAGUGUUCGCUGAAGGCAAAAACACACAAAUCACCUCGUGGCAUCUGACCUGAAUGAUGUAUUCAGACACUGAUCUAUUUAGAAAAGGAAAGAUUUAUUUUUUCAGAUAUUUUUUAUUUAUUUUUUUUUACUUUUUUAGAUUUACUGCAGAGAUCAGAAGUAUUUGCAAUAUGAAAACGACUCAAAGCCACGAUUAGUUUGAGAAAUAAGAACAUUGUUUAAAUGGAAACAAUGAGUUUUGUUCCACAAGUAAACACUGAACUCAGCAAUCUUUAAAACCUGCUCAUACAGACAGAUCCUAAUUUACGCCCUGAUGCAUUUUACUGUUUGCAAUAACACAACUCACAUUUAAUCUGCUGUUUCCACAAGAAGAAGACGUAAAUAUGGCCUGGGCUGGCGUUAGCAGGAGCCCACUCGUGUAACUCAAACAUAACUAUGAAAUCAGAGAUAGAAGAAAACAUGUGGAGUGACGGGUGAUCGCUCGGAAGCGAACAGCGACGACCAAAGAUCAGAAUCACACAAAGAAAAACCCCUCCAUCAGUGAGAAUAAUUGGAGUCCUUCAUUUGAAGCUGGCCAUUAAAAAUGAUUUUUCUAAUCUAUUUAACAGAUCCCGUUGUGAUUAAUAUACCGGCGCUCUCGCCCUGCUUUUAUUAUAAUUGAUAAAUCAAUUUUGACAAAAGUGGGGAGACGAAGGCCGCUUGGCUGUGUGCGUUUGAAGGAUUGAGUGGAUUGAGUGUGACCGUGGCUGCCUGUCAUUGGGACAUCAGGUUGAAGCUCUGAAAUAUUGGGUCAGGAGGACGGAGAUAAUAAUAAAUUAGACUGUCAUAAUCCAUUUUCUGACAGGAGGGACACUUCAUGGGCGCUUUGGCAUAUGUGUGUUAAGCGGCUAGCGGCCACCAGAGGGCAGUGUUGGCUCAGUUUGAAGUGCUGUUUCACAUUAAAAUCACUUUAUACCCA
Molecule: messenger RNA, 2358 nt
Organism: Mugil cephalus (flathead mullet)
Lineage: Eukaryota; Metazoa; Chordata; Actinopteri; Mugiliformes; Mugilidae
Product: transmembrane protein 182-like
Exons: 5
Coding region: 114-923 (269 amino acids)
Cellular component (GO): membrane
Source: RefSeq, a predicted model, not a curated record